Messenger RNA from Anguilla anguilla (European eel), 2260 nucleotides. It is a transcript of the gene irf10, whose product is annotated as interferon regulatory factor 10. Gene Ontology annotation, biological process: regulation of transcription by RNA polymerase II; immune system process. Lineage: Eukaryota; Metazoa; Chordata; Actinopteri; Anguilliformes; Anguillidae. Gene Ontology annotation, molecular function: DNA-binding transcription factor activity, RNA polymerase II-specific; RNA polymerase II cis-regulatory region sequence-specific DNA binding; protein binding. The coding region runs from base 315 to 1769 and encodes 484 amino acids. The record is from RefSeq and is a predicted model, not a curated record. The transcript is spliced from 8 exons. Gene Ontology annotation, cellular component: nucleus.
UCACUUCUUACUUUUACUUUCACUUCUGAUUGCGUUACAGGUUACUCGUAUGAUGCGCGCUGACAAUUGCAAGAUUUUCCUUAGGCCAUGUACCGUCGACAAAUUUAAGCUUUCCGAUCUAGAAAUUAAUAUUUUUUAAGGAAAACUUGUCCUGUAAUAUAGUGCAGAAUUAUAUUCAAGUAGAACUAAGGCUUUGUGCUGCGAAUUUGACGACAGAUGGUCGCUGUCUUCAGCGAGUGCCGCAAAGUGGCGAAGUUGGAUCGGUAGUACAUAUUUUAACUAACGCUUGUGUGACUAAAUUUCUCCAGUUUAAGAUGAACGGUAACGGAAUGCAUAUGCGUCUCCGCCAGUGGCUAAUUGCUCAGAUAGACAGCGGAAAGUAUGCAGGGCUGAGCUGGGAAAAUCAGGAGAAAACCAUGUUUAGGAUACCUUGGAAACACGCAGCAAAACAUGAUUACAAGCAGGAUGAAGACGCUGCGUUAUUCAAGGCCUGGGCAGUCUACAAAGGCAAGUAUAGAGAAGGACGAGACAAAGCUGACCCUUCCACAUGGAAGACCCGUCUGCGCUGUGCCCUGAACAAGAGCACAGACUUCCGAGAGGUCCCCCAGCGCAGCCAGCUGGACAUCUCUGAGCCCUACAAGGUUUAUCAUAUUCAGACAGAGGGAAGCAGUGCCAUGGUAUCUCCUGUGCCUCAAGAGAUCUACCUGGGCAGUCAGCCUGACACCCACCUCAAUGUACCAGCCAGUCUCCAGCCACAGUUUAGCUCUCAUGUUGUGGUGGAUGGUGGUCAGAAGGAGAGGGUGGAUUCCAGCAGUCAGGCCCUGCAUAUUGUCAGCCUGGGCACACAGACACAAGCCUCGCGGGCCUCCACAAACUGCGAGGAGAGCUGGAAGGCUGAGCCCUUCUCAUGGUCCGCAUCCAGAGUGUCUGACUCUUUGUCAACUGGUUGCUUCCUGCCUGGUGCAGACCUGUCUGGGUUCCGAAUCACAGAUUUCCGUCUGCAGGUGCGUCUGUACUACCAGGGCCGGCUGGUCCGGGACGUGACCACCAGCACGGCGGACGGAUGCUGGAUCCUGCAGGGCUCGGUCCCCGUGGAGAACGAGCGCAUCUACGGGCCCUGUACGGCGGAGCAGGUCCGCUUCCCCCCGCCCAAGCUGGCCCGGGUGCCGCCCGGAAUCGCCGAGGCCAUGGGCCGUCUGCUGCCCCACCUGGAACGCGGCGUGCUGCUUUGGGUGGCCCCCGACGGGGUCUUCACCAAACGCUUCUGUCAGGGCAGAGUGUUCUGGGGCGGCCCCCUGGCCCAGCACCAGAACAAACCCAACAAGCUGGAGCGGGAGAAGACCUGCAAGCUGCUGGACAUGCCCAUCUUCCUCAAAGAGCUACAAGAGUACCUGCAUGGACGUGGCCCCAAACCACGCUUUGUGAUCGACCUCUGCUUUGGGGAGGAAUUCCCAGUAUCCAACCAGAACAAAGCCACAAAGCUCAUCACAGCGCGAGUUGAACCCCUGUUUGCCAGAAAUAUGUUGCUGAACAUCAAGAAGUCAGAGAAGGAGGAUGCCAGUGCUGUAGGCGAUCAAGUCUGGGGCAGAGGAAGACCGACAGAGCUCGCUGCUCCUGGGUCAGUCGUAGCGACUGCAGAUACACCGCUUUCACUGAGGCCCCUCAUGGAGACAAGAAGAGGGACUGAACAAGAGAGAGAAAGGAGUGAGGUGGGGAGGGAUGGAAAGAGGGACGCAGAGCAAGAUCAGUUAGACAGCAGUGUUGCAUAAUAGUUAGGGAAUUGACUGGUCUUUUAACUCUGUUUCUGGGUUCCAGUCCCACUGCUGUCAUACCCUUGAGCAAAGUUCUUAAUCUGAAUUGCUUCAGAAAAAAAUGGUUUGUAUGUAAAAAUAUAGGUUACUUUAGACAAGCUUGACUGCUAAAUGCCAAAAUGUAAUGUAAGAAAAAGAGACUGGGAACAACCAGGCCAAUAAAGAUAGAAGGAAACAGAGGGAGAGAGUCCUUGCACGCUUUAUUGUUUGGGCUAAUGCUCUUUUGACUAAACUCUCUGUGCAAAAAUGAGUCAAUAAAUGCAGAAUUUCUUUGUGUGUGUUUAAUUGGAGCAGCUAAUAUACUUUUCUUCUUAUUACAUAGAUGAAAGGUGAUUUUUUUGGUGAGAUUUAUUUUUUUAAUUGAAAUGUUCUGAAAGUUAAUUCUGUCAUUUGUACUCUAAUUGUUGUCCCUGUGAUUUCAUUUUUGCAAUUAAAGUCUUUAAAAUUAA